UAGAUUGACUAGUUAGGAACCAGUUCCUGAUAAGAGCCAGUCCUUGAGGUCUGAAGAGGACUCCGCGCACUCCAUGGGACAUCCACUGAGACCUCCAUACUCCGGGAGAAGCAGACAGCAUUUAGUUACACAGUGGGUUGUUGAGAACCUUCCCCUCAACAUCAGGCCUUGACUUCAUCAGUAAAUGGAAGGAAGAAAUGAUUUGAGUCCUAAGCCAACACUUGAGGAUAAUACCAAUACCAGGAAAUAAAAAGGGAAGCAGGGUAGACAAGAUGGCUCAGCAGGGAAAGGUGCUUGCUGCCAAGCCUGGUGACCUGAGUUCAAGCCCAGGGAACCAUAGAUGAACGAAGAAAGUAUUUAGAAGGACGGGAAGCUGUGGUUCUCCUCAAACAGACAGAACAUGUCCCAGAAAUUUGUUAAUAUGGACAACAUUAUCCUGAGAGAAGACCUUGGCAGAUCUAACAAGUACGAUGACAAAUUACAGAAAGGUUUUACCGCUGCAUACCCAACUCCAUCCUCCAUCCCUUAUAGAUGCAGGACCUCAAUAAUCCCAGAAUCAGAAAAAAAGGGAUUUAACAGCCAAGCCAGGAGAUUUUAUAGCAAAAAGGAUGACAUCCCGGGCCCUGGAUUCUACAAUGUCAUCCACCAGUCUCCAGUGUUCAACAGUGUCUCUCUUUCCAAGAGAGGAACCUGCACUUUUCCCUCCACGUGUGCCCGGCUGGGCCCCGUCAUUUCUAAAAAUCCUGCUGCAAACGCAUAUACCAUCCGGUCAGAGUUGGCUUCCAAGAAGGACUUCAGCAAUUCCUGCUCCAGCAUGUUCCAGCUGCCAAGCUUCAUGAAAGUGGUCAAAUCUGAAACCCCUGCCCCAAACUAUUACAAUGCCUCCAUCGCCAGCUGCAAACAGAAAAACAAUGUCUGCGCUCGAGCCGGGUUUCUAUCGAAAACACCGAGAGGAUUCAUCCCCAAGACUGGAUCAGGAGGGCCAGCACCAGGGCAUUACAAUGUCAAUGAAUCCCUGGUAAAGCAGUCGCCAAAGUUCUUAAUGUCCUGCUUCAAAUCCAAAACUGGCCGUGGAUCAAAACCAAACUCAACAGGCCCAGGGCCUGGUUACUACAACCCGAACGAUCAAACCAAGAUUCUGAAAAAAGCCCAUCUUCCGAAAACUACGCUCCUGAACUUUUCUGCCCAGCCUCUGCCUCUGCCCCCAAAGCCACCUCUUCCUGGUCCCGGUCAGUACGAGAUCGUGAACUACCAGGGACCCCCUAAGCACUUCAUCUCCAGUGCAUCGUUUGUGUCCAACACCAGCCGGUGGCCACUGAAGUCAUCCAAACCAAACUUGCCUGGCCCAGCCACGUACAAGCCAGAGAUUCCUGGGAAGCAGUCCUUCCUCUACAACGAGGACAACAAAUGGAUUCCUGCGAUCUAGUGAUGCUACAAGAGCAGUGGGAGAGAGAGGCUCAGUCCACCAGGCCCCCUGACCCUGCUCCCAGGACAUCUAUCAACAGAACAUGCCUUUCCUCUGCGUCAUCCAGCCCAGGGUCACAUAAUGUCUAGAGCUGCCUUCUGGAGACUGGCCACCCCUGCCCCUCCCAUGACCCCCCCUCACCCCAAGCAGAGCUCCCUGGCUACCUCUGUGCCAGCCUCCAAGCUGGUUCUGGUGACUCUCCUUUCCAGACAUAAGGACUCUUGGAGCAUUGACACUAAUAUGGAGUUGGAGUCUCCUGCCAAGGCAGCCUGUGGCAAAUUAGAAGCAAGUCAGCCGGGGUACUGAGGCCCUGUCCUCUAGAUUGCCCUUGUCUUCUGGGUGGCAGGAAGGCUCAGAGGUGCCUGCAGCAGAGGCACAGGAAUGUUCCCUGGGCACCCCUGCCCUCAGCUAUGCCUGGUUAUUAUACAGCAAGAACAUGCAAAGUAGUCAAGAAUCACUCAGCAUACUAUGGAUGUAGUCAUGAUGACCACAGUCAUCAGCAGGCAAGGCAGAACCUCUAGCUGGAGCUAGAGGCCUGGAACCACAGUCCCCUGUCUUCAUGUUCUCACUUCCCAGACCUUGCCUCUGCCCGGUCUCUGUCACCUUCCUGUCUUCCCACUCGGAUUCUGAGUAGGUGUCGGUUACUAAGUUGGACGGUGUCCCUGACAGAUCAUGGCUUGCCUGCAAUGGCUAGAGAGAGCUGACCAAGAACAGAGAUGAAAUGUGCCCCUUAACCUCUCCCGUUCCUCUCACCCCUUACAUUCUCUCCUAUCCCAGACACUGAUAAUGUCUGCCACUUUCCUAAACGGAUCCUCAUGGGCUCCCCUUCCCUCCUUCCCCCCUCCCCUUCCCUCUUCCCCUUCCCUCCUCCCCUCCCCCCUUCCCCUUCCCUCCUCCCCUUCCCUCCUCCUCUUUCCUUUUCCCUCCUCCAGUCCCUUCCACAAUGCCUGCCUGGGCUUCUCUCUUCCCAAGGCCCCUUCCUUGACGUUUUCUGAGAACUCUGCCUCCUGGGCUUCCCAUCUGGACUGGCUCCCUGAUUGGCUCUCUUCCCCAGGGGUGGGUGGGAAGGGAGGACAUGAGAAAGAGGGUGGGGAGAGAUGAAGAAACAUAUUCAAUUAAAUGGAAUUCUUGCUUCUCACAG
This is a messenger RNA of Arvicanthis niloticus (Nile rat), 2606 nucleotides long. Lineage: Eukaryota; Metazoa; Chordata; Mammalia; Rodentia; Muridae. The record is from RefSeq and is a predicted model, not a curated record.